AGAGGAGGAGGGGGUGCAAGGCACACCCAGACCCUAGGUGCAAGUCCCUUUGAAGUUCAGUCAGCGGACCCUCGUGCUAGGAGCCCAAACACCCCGCAGGCGAGGAGCCUAUCAAGUCGUGCUUGUCGCCGGCGAACGGGUCGGGAGGAACGAAGCUGAAGAAGCAGGUGUCGUUCAACCGGGUGGUGCGCGUGCGGCGCUUCCCCUCGUGCGAUGCGAGCAUCGGGAGGGCAGGUUUGAUGUUGAGAGGGGCACUGCUGGCAUGGGAUGGACCGAAGCUGAAGAAGCAUGUGUCACUCAACCGGGUGGUGCGCGUGCGGCGCUUCCCCUCGUGGGAUGCGAGCAUCAGCCGGGUGGGCAUGACAUGGCCACUAGCACGAGAUGGGGUUGGAGCUGUAUGUUCCCCUCGUGUGAUGCGAGCAUAGGAAGGCAGGGGUGAUGAUGA
Messenger RNA from Closterium sp. NIES-67, 445 nucleotides. The record is from the annotation of a GenBank genome assembly. NCBI's taxonomy places the organism in Eukaryota, Viridiplantae, Streptophyta, Zygnematophyceae, Desmidiales, Closteriaceae.